This is a messenger RNA of Adelges cooleyi (spruce gall adelgid), 2927 nucleotides long. RefSeq names its product fragile X messenger ribonucleoprotein 1 homolog (gene Fmr1). NCBI's taxonomy places the organism in Eukaryota, Metazoa, Arthropoda, Insecta, Hemiptera, Adelgidae. Gene Ontology annotation, cellular component: dendritic spine; postsynaptic density; neuronal cell body. Gene Ontology annotation, biological process: regulation of translation at postsynapse, modulating synaptic transmission; central nervous system development; anterograde axonal transport. The record is from RefSeq and is a predicted model, not a curated record. The transcript is spliced from 11 exons. Gene Ontology annotation, molecular function: mRNA 3'-UTR binding; protein homodimerization activity; translation regulator activity. The coding region runs from base 676 to 2619 and encodes 647 amino acids.
CGUCUAAGCCCUAAAACGCAACACACACGAAUCACGAUUGUUAUUAUUUUUUUUAUUUUCAUCUCUUGCCUUUUUUAAAUUUAAUUUCAUUUUAUACAUUAUAUUAUUACGUUUUCUUCGCGAAUAUUUUUUUUCCAAACGCACACGGUGCACGCUCCGCGUUCCAUCAACGUCGACGCAACACUUGCCCCGACAGCCGCAGUCAACUGGCACGCGCAGACGGCUUCAUCGUCAUACGGUAUCAUCAUCAGGCAUCAGCGGCUACCCGUGUUUCCUCUGCUCGUACCUACACCUCUAACGAUAAUAAAAUAUUUUUAAUAACGUCCAGCUCCGUCACAUUUCGGCGUACCUUCUUCACGGCCAAUCCCACCGAACGCCGCCGUCCGUCCGUCGUACGUCACGUUCGCGGCACAGUCUUCCUACAACACGAGAUCUCUUAAAAAAACUUCUACCCGUGCAGUUGUGCCGUAAUAAUAAAUAAAUAUUUGUCAAUAUCACACACACACGCAUUAAGCCGACGACCGCCGCGGUAUCAUUUCUUUACCACCACCGCUGUGUGCGCGCGCGUGUGAUCAGUAACCGACCGACGGCAUCGAAACGGUGUGACGAGACGACCGAGGAGAAAAACCCCUCGUUAACAUCAUCGCCAUCAUCAGUAGCGGUCGCAGUCUCGCAAUGGACGAUCUGAAAGUCGAGGUGCUCUUCGAAAACGGCGCUUAUUAUGAGGGUGUCGUCAUGGGUGUUAUGGAUAGUGAAGUCUUAGUUUCUUUCCCAAAUGACUGGUAUCCCGAAACUAAAUUCAAUUGUGGCAAUGUACGUCUUCCUUUGGCUGAUAGUCAGUGUAGCACCGAUUUCACAGACAACCAAGAGGUAGAAGUAAAAACCACCAGAGAGCCUCAUCCAUGUUUAGGAUGGAUUAAAGCAGUAAUAAAAAUUAUCAGUGGAAAUCCUCCUACCCAAUUUGCUGUCCAGCAUCUCGAUAGUACGUACACAGAGAUAGUAACACCAGAUCGUCUGAGGUGCAGGAACACAAACCCACACAUUAAUGCCAACACUUUUUUUAAGUUUGACAUUGAUGUGCCUGAAGAUGUUAGGGAAUGUGCUAAGAUAGAUGGUAUCCAUAAAGAUCUACAAAAAGCAAUUGGUGCGUCGUUGGUCAUCUAUAAUGCUGACCAAUGUGUACUAAGCGUAAUAUCUCGUUCUCCCUUGACCAGUAAGCGAGCGCUGAUGCUAGCGGACAUGCAUUUUAGGAACCUUAAUCAAAAGGUGAUGUUGCUAAAAAAGACUGAGGAGUUGGCUAGGCAACUAGAAAGCUCCAAGCAACAAAUUACAUCAUCAUCUUAUACGGACGAGUUUAAGGUACGAGAUGAUUUAAUGGGAUUAGCUAUUGGUGCCCACGGUACUAACAUACAGCAAGCACGCAGGGUCGACGGAAUUACGAAUAUUGAACUAGACGAACACACGGGCAUCUUUAAAAUUUACGGAGAGAAUAAAGAAGCUGUUGUGAAAGCACGGGGGAUUUUGGAAUACAAAGAAGAAUUCUUACAAGUUCCAAGAGACUUUAUAGGAAAAGUUAUUGGUAAAAACGGUCGUAACAUACAGGAUAUUGUGGACAAAAGUGGAGUUAUCAGAGUAAAAAUUGAAGGUGACAAUGAACCUCAACCUACUAUUCCCCGUGAAGAGGGCCAAGUUCCUUUUGUCUUUGUUGGCACAGUUGAAAGCAUAUCAAAUGCUAAAGUUUUGCUUGAAUACCACCUAGAACACCUUAAAGAACUUGAACAAAUUAGGCAAGAAAAAAUGGGGAUGGAACAAGAAUUACGUAGCAUUCACAGUACUGGUCCAUCUUACCCUCAUCAAAUGAUACCAAACUAUACCAUGCAAAGGCGAAACGAUCGAAACUUUAAUAAUGAUACUGAAAGUAUGAAUAACGGAAUGGGAGGUAAUUCAAUGGGCAGAGGAAGUGGACGACCUAGAGGAACAACUAAUCGUGGUCGAGGCACAAGGCAUGACUUCUAUAACAACAGUAACAACAGAAACCAAAAUCAGGACGGAGUUGACGAUAGACUACCGCCUACAUCACAGCGAUCCAACCAAUAUCAGUAUAAUCGUCAAGGAGGUCAAGGUAACAACAUGGCUAGAGAACGUCGUGGUGGAGGUGCUGGUAACGGUAACUCUGCUCCUAGAGGUAAUAGAGGAGGUGGUACCAGACGAAUGGAAGAUAGAAGAAGGACAGCUGAUGAUGAACACACUGUACUUGACAGCGCUCAAGACAGUGGUGAUAGAGAGUCUGUAUCUAGUGUGGACGCGCAAGCACCAAAGUCCAAAAGCAGCCAAAAACGGAGAAAUCGCGCCAUAGCUGCUGCUCAAGGGGCCUAUGAUUUCAAUAACGACAGUAGUGCAACCAAUACAUCACAAACUAAUGCAACAAACAAUGGAAACACUAACAAUAAUAGCACAAAUAACGGAAACAGCAAACAGUCGAAAAACCAAAGGUCAAAAGGUCAACAGAAUAAGUCUCCGUCAAAGAACAAGUCUAAUAAUGCAACUCCGGCUGCUAACGGACAACAGGUGAUUGCAGUUAACGGAUCAUCAACAAUACCUGAUGCCGAUUCGACUUAAAACCUCUUUAAAUUUUAUGUAUUAUAAGUUAAAAACCAUCUAACAGAAACGUUUAUUCAAACAUGUUGUUUCUAAAAAAAAAAAAAAAAAUUAUAAUUAUUCUUGUGGUAUAAGAUAUCAAACCAUUAUUAAUAUUUCUUUUGAAAUGUUUCUAAAAGAACUUUAAUUAACAACAACAAAAGCGUCUUUAUAAUGUGUGGAAAAAUUUAAUUGUAAUAGAAUUAUUUUCUGCACUCUUGAUUUUUAUAUUUUUAUUUUUCAAUUUUGCCAUGUAAUAUAUUAAAAGAUUUAUUUGAAAUUCUACCUUC